AUCAUCAUCUUACAUUUAUCGAAGAAACAUGCACAGAUCGAGCAGCACAAACAGGGUGUACGAUGAAUAUCUCAAGUACUAUUCCUCCCCGUCGGAUGAACUUCCUGUCUUGGAACCGUUAUCGGAAUCAUCCAAGAAAGUCAGAUCUCGUACUAGAUUUUCAGACAACGCCAUUCACGCUAUUCCUUUCCUCCUCCUCCUUUGCGCACUCAUCCUCUGGUUUCUUUCUAAUCCAUAUUUGGAAUUACCGAGGAAUGAGGCAUCAGUAAGAGAAAUGGAUGGGACUUUAGCAGCCAUAGACAGUGAUACUGAUCAAACCGGCGUUUUAGCAGCCAUAGACAUGAUGAGCUUGGAUUCGACUAAAGGUGACGACGAUAAUGACAACAAAGCUUCUUCGUUUCAAUAGCUACAUUCUCAACCCUAGUUUUCACAAUAAUAACAUCUGUACGUAAUUAGUAAUGGAUUGAAACCAAAAACCUGC
Molecule: messenger RNA, 481 nt
Organism: Impatiens glandulifera
Lineage: Eukaryota; Viridiplantae; Streptophyta; Magnoliopsida; Ericales; Balsaminaceae
Exons: 2
Coding region: 29-406 (125 amino acids)
Source: RefSeq, a predicted model, not a curated record